Messenger RNA from Naegleria gruberi, 1248 nucleotides. RefSeq lists its product as uncharacterized. Bases 1 to 1248 code for a protein of 415 amino acids. The record is from RefSeq and is a predicted model, not a curated record. The transcript has 4 exons. Gene Ontology annotation, molecular function: ATP binding; protein kinase activity. NCBI's taxonomy places the organism in Eukaryota, Heterolobosea, Eutetramitea, Acrasida, Naegleriidae. Gene Ontology annotation, biological process: protein phosphorylation.
AUGCAAAACUACAAGAAGGUCAAGGUAAGGAGUAAUUUCAAGAUGAAAUAUUUGAACAAGUCUGUUAUAGAAAUAUCAGGAAUACCGGAGAAGGAAAGAAAGGAAGCACUUAAUGAAGUGAAAGUAUUAAGUUCUCUUCAACAUCCCAAUAUUGUAAAAUAUGUUGAUUCAUUUCAGGAUGGAGGAAAAUUGAAUAUAGUUAUGGAAUAUGCGAGUCAAGGAGAUUUAUAUGAAAAGAUUAAACAACAAAAAUCAAAAUUAUUUCCAGAGGAAAAACUUGUGGAUUGGUUCAUACAGAUAUCAAUGGCUGUAAAAUAUAUUCACGACCGAAGAAUUUUACACAGAGACUUGAAGACACAAAAUAUAUUUAUUGCACAAGAUGGAACUUUGAAAUUGGGAGAUUUUGGUAUCAGCAAAGUGUUGCAAUCGACAAUGGAAUGUGCCAAGACCCUUGUUGGUACUCCUUACUACUUGUCACCUGAAAUUUGUCAAGAAAAACCAUAUAACAACAAAUCCGAUGUAUGGUCUUUAGGGUGCAUUCUAUACGAAUUGGUGACGUUGAAACAUGCCUUUGAGGCUAAUAACAUGAAAGCUCUGGUUGGAAAAAUUCUGAGAGGAACCUAUCCCCCAAUUAGUUCAACUUACUCGUCUGAUCUAAGGGAUAUGAUUGGCAAAAUGUUACAAAAGGAUCCUAGAGACAGGCCAAGUAUAAACUCUGUUUUGAAAAUACCAUUCAUUCAAAAGAGAAUGGAAUUCUUGUUAUCAAAAGGAGAGCCUGAAACAAGUGGAGAAAAAGUACAAGAAAAGAGUCCAAGCGGAGUUUCUAGUCCAGUCCCAGAAGUUAAAGUACCACCUUCUGCGUUUAAGGAUAAUAGAAAGUUCUCUAAUGUUGGAGGAAUGCCUCUAAUUUCCAAUAACAAUAAUAAUGCUCCAGUCCUUGCGAAAUACGAGAGAGAUAUUGUAAAGCCAACACCUAAAUUGGUGACACCCUCAGUCGCUCCAAAGGCAAGUUUCAUCAAUGAUAAGAUGAUGGAAGAGAAGAGGAGGAAACAACUCCAAGAGCAGAGAGAAAGAGAAAAGGAAAGACUUUUAAAAUUACAAAAAGAGAAGGAACAAAAAAUGUUUGAGGAAGAGCAGAGAAUGAAAGACAUUGCCGACAGAAAAAGAGAAUACGAGCUAAGGCAAAAGCAGUAUGCCGAAGAAAAGUUAGAACGAGAAAGAAAGUCAAUCUAUGAAGAAGCAAGGUAA